AUGGCUCCCUCAUCGCUCUGGAGCCCGGUGCGAGUCGCUGCCGGAGCCCUGCUUGCCCUGUCUUUGUGCGUGCCGGCAGUCAGUGCAGACAUAAGUGCUGGAGAUUAUUACGUUCAUUCAUUACCGGGCGCCCCCGAGGGAGACCUGAUAAAGAUGCAUGCUGGACACGUCGAAGUCACGCCCGAACACAACGGAAACCUUUUCUUCUGGCACUUCCAGAACCAACACAUUGCGAACAGGCAAAGGACAGUUAUCUGGCUGAAUGGCGGCCCCGGUUGCAGUUCCGAGGAUGGCGCAAUGAUGGAGAUAGGCCCUUACCGGUUGAAAGACUCGGAUAACCUGGAAUACAACAACGGCAGUUGGCAUGAAUUCGCAAACCUGCUCUUUGUCGACAAUCCUGUCGGCACGGGGUUCAGUUACGUCGACACAAACAGUUACAUUCACGAGCUCGACGAGAUGGCCGCCCAAUUCGCAACCUUUCUCGAGAAAUGGUUCGCGCUUUUCCCAGAAUACGAACAUGACGAUCUGUACAUUGCUGGAGAAUCGUUUGCUGGACAGCACAUCCCCUACAUCGCCAAGGCAAUCCUCGACCGGAACAAGCUGCCCCAGACGAGUGUCAAGUGGAACCUCAAGGGCCUGAUGAUUGGCAAUGGAUGGAUUGCCCCUAAAGAGCAAUACGAAGCUUACUUGUCCUUCGCGUACGAAAAGGGCCUUGUCAAGAAGGGGUCCGAUAUCGCCGGCAAACUGGAAAACGAGUACAAGACUUGUCAGAAGUCAAUGGCAUUGGCUGGCUCCAGCCAGGUCGACAACAAUGCUUGUGAAUCUGUUCUGCAGGAGAUGCUGCGCCUGACCCAAGGCAAGGACUCCAAUGGCGAAUCGAUAUGUAUCAACAUGUAUGACGUUCGAUUGACCGAUACCUACCCAAGCUGUGGCAUGAACUGGCCUCCGGAUUUGAAAUACGUCACACCGUACCUGCGGAAGAAUGAAGUGACUGCCGCACUGCAUAUCAACUCCAAUAAGGUGACGGGUUGGACCGAGUGCAAUGGAGCCGUCGGGAAUGCGUUCAACUCCAAAAACUCACCGCCUUCUAUCGAGUUGAUGCCGGAUGUCUUAAAGGAGGUGAACGUGCUCCUGUUUUCCGGUGCCGAAGAUCUGAUCUGCAACCACCUGGGUACCGAAGCUUUCAUCAACAACAUGGAAUGGAACGGUGGCAAGGGCUUCGAGAUAUCUCCCGGCAAUUGGGCGCCGCGCCGCGACUGGACCUUUGAAGGCGAGGAAGCCGGGUUCUGGCAGGAGGCUCGCAACCUGACCUACGUGCUGUUCUAUAACUCGUCCCACAUGGUGCCAUUCGACUACCCACGCCGAACCCGAGAUAUGCUAGACCGAUUUGUCGGUGUUGAUAUCAGCAACAUUGGCGGCAUUCCCUCCGAGAGUCUGCUAGACGGAGAGAAACUCCCCGAUACGAGCGUUGGGAGUGUGACUAACUCCACCCAAACUGAGGAGGCAUCUAAGGACAAGGAGCUGAAUGAUGCCAAGUGGGCUGCGUAUCAGAAGUCCGGGGAAGUCGUCCUGGCUAUCGUCGCUGUCGCCGCCGCUGUCUGGGGCUUCUUCGUGUGGCGAGCCCGCAGGCGGACCGCCGGAUACGCGGGCCUACCUGACAUCACUCAGGGGCUCCGUGGAUCGACGGGGCUCGAGAGCUUCCGCAACAAGCGGUCGAACCGUGAUAUCGAGGCCGGUGAUUUCGACGAGGGCGAGCUGGACGACCUGCAUGUCACGUCCCCAACCGAUAUGGACAGGGACCAUUAUAGCAUCGGAGGGGACAGCGAUGACGAAGCCGCAAUCGAGAAGGGGAAGACGAGCGGAAACCCAAGCAAUGGGCAAUCAAGCAGGAAAUAG
Messenger RNA from Anthostomella pinea, 1896 nucleotides. The record is from the annotation of a GenBank genome assembly. Lineage: Eukaryota; Fungi; Ascomycota; Sordariomycetes; Xylariales; Xylariaceae.